UCCUGCGCUCCUGCUCCGCGACCGACCGACCGACUGCACCGCACCGCACCGCCUCACCAUCAGCGGCGCCUAUAAACCCCCGGCUCAGCUGACAGACGCCAGCCAGGAGCUGAGUUGUUGCGUGUCUGUCUCCGUCACCCAUCCUAGCGCAGACGCUCGUUUGCUGUCCAGCCCCGGUAUACGUUAGAGGAGGAGAAGAAGGUAGCUUAAGCAGCUAGUGUAUCUUUUGUCACAGGAGAAAAUAAAAUAAAAUAAAAGACAUGUCUGCUCAGCCCGGUGAGGAGCUAGGGUCGGAGGGGAAGUGGUUUGGGGAUGACUAUGAGAGGAACGGCCUGUUUGGGAGCACGCCGACCCGGUUCGACGAGCUACGUGAAGAAUUUAAGCCGAGAGGCGGCGAGGCGGCGGACGACCUGGAUCAACAAUUUCAUCCUCUUCAGGACCACGGGAAAAGGCCUCCCGUUGCUAUGGAAACUGCAUCUACAGAUGACCCCAUGUCCAGCCUAUUCAGGAAGCCUAUGACUGAUGACGGUGAUGUGUACACAUCCCUUCUGUCCAAUCAGAGCUUCACGUCAGGCCCGGAAGCCUCCUACCUGUCGGAAGACUUGAAGACCUCGAAGCCCUCCUCUGGCUUCUCUGCGCUGGACGACUACUCCAGCAACACCUACAGCUUCAGCUCCAGCACCAAGAUGUCUUCUGACCUGGUUGAUGACACACCAAAAUCUCUGCUGGGUUCAGAAAAGACAGAAUCCUACAACUACAUGGACAUCAGUCACGGGGAUGAGCGCCAAGAUCAGCACCCGGGGGCUCUGCACAGCCUUAUGGACACAAGCUCAACUAGUCAUGACUUGCUGGGAAGUUACAUAGAAAAGAACCCUGGAAGAGAUGAGGAGGAUGAGGAGGAAGAAGAAGAAGAAGAAAACCUAGGUCCAGCACUGGGCUCCCACUCUUUCCCCUAUGUGGAGGAGCCCUCUGAUGAAGAGCUGUCAGACUACCGCUCCUACCAAAACCUGGGUGGCACCCCACAAACAGCCAGCCCAGUGAAGAUCACUUUGACCGAGUCCCAGCCUCCAGCCACCAAAGCUGAGCCACCGCAACAUCACCCUCCAGUCACCGUGUCUGAGCGUGAAAACGUCCUGAGCGUGGGCUUGCAGGGGGUUCCUACUGUGACACUAUCAGAGCCAGAGGACGACAGCCCUGCUUCCACUCCCAAUGCUUCACCAACAAAAAAAGAUUUCCCUUCCCAUGACAUGUUCAAGAGUGACACUGUGAAGCCUGUGGCUUCCACAAGCAGUCAGGGCACAAAGGCCGGCAGCAGGGAUCACGAUGGCAGCAGUGCAGAGUCUGGAGACUCAGAGAUUGAGCUCGUGUCUGAGGAGCCUCCCAAAGCCAGUAGCAACAUAUUUACCCAGCCACCUAAAAGCACGGGUGCUUUCAGCCAGCCUAACAACCCCUUUGACAAUCCCCCAGUCGCCAAGGGUGGUUUGGGCCUGGCUGGCAACCAUGCUCCACCCACAGCCUACAGCAUUCUGAGGGAGGAGAGAGAGGCAGAGCUUGACAGUGAUCUCUUCAUUGAGUCUGCAUCAGAAGAAAGCCCUAAGAGAGAGCAGGGCCUCAGUGGCCCCAAACAGGGAGUGAGCCCUCCCUCUACCCUGGUUCCCAGCGUCGUCCCUCCCCGCAGUACAGCUGAGGCGGUGCCAGUCGAGUCCCUGAUCACAGAAAAGGUCAAGACCCCAGUGAAAACAGAGGAGGAUCGCCCCAGCAAGCCCAAACCCCCCACUGCUGCCGUGCCCCCUGAGGUGCGAUUGGAGAAGCCCCAUCAGGACGACAUGCACAAGCACACCAAUGAGGGCAAAGGAGACCUAGGAAAACCUGCUGUAUCAAUGUUUCUGGAGGGCUUUAACAAACAAAAAGCGAUUGACCUGCUCUACUGGAGGAAUGUGAAGCAGUCUGGGGCCGUGUUCAGCAGUGUGCUUCUCCUCCUCUUCUCCCUGACCCAGUUCAGCGUGGUCAGCGUCGGAGCCUACUUAGCCCUGGCAGCCCUCUCUGCCACCAUCAGCUUCAGGAUCUACAAGUCUGUGCUGCAAGCUGUGCAGAAGACCGAUGAGGGACAUCCUUUCAAAGCCUACCUGGAGAUGGAAAUCGCUCUGUCCCAGGACCAGAUUAGUAAAUAUGCCGACAAAAUCCUGCUGUACACCAACACCUGUAUGAAGGAGCUCCGCAGGCUGUUCCUCGUGCAAGAUCUGGUCGACUCCUUGAAGUUUGCUGUUCUGAUGUGGCUGCUGACCUAUGUGGGCGCUCUCUUCAACGGCCUGACACUGCUCAUCCUAGCUGUGGUCUCCAUGUUCACCAUGCCUGUGGUCUAUGAGAAACAUCAGGCACAGAUUGAUCAAUACGUGGGGCUAAUACGGAGCCAGGUCAACUGUGUGGUGGUGAAGAUCCAGGCUAAGAUCCCCGGGGCGAAGAGGAAGGAGGAGUAGACCUGUCUGUCUCACUGUGAAGCUGACAGUCCAGUCCAGCUCGGAGUCAGGCAGCUCGCUCACUCACUGUUGAAGAGCCUGGUCGUCAUCUGUGGGGCGUAGUGCUAUGUCAUCUUGGUGUUCUCUAAAAGCAUCCACUGGAGAAGCCUAUCACCCUGUCUAUAGCAGUCUAAACACUAACACACAAAGUCACACGUACAUAAUCCUGUUUCUAGGUAGACAAGUACACAACUCAAAAACAAAAAAAGAAACUGACUUUUUUUGUGUUGCUUAUUAUAAAGUGCAUGAAGUCGAGCCUUGGGUAAAUAAUAUUUGAUAUCUUUUGUGCAGUUUUUAAAAAUCACGCUACAUUUUUGCUUUGCAGUGCUUACCACAAACUGUACGGUUUGGCACAAAAAAGCUAAAAGCCCACAGACGUGCUUUGCUGCCGAUGUUAAAUACUGCUUCAUGUUUGAUUUAGCAGUUGGGGCUUCUCUCAGUAAAUGUCAAUAUAUAUAAAUAUCCAAAACAAUUUCUUUUUGGUGUUACCAAGCACAAAAUAAUUUAACAGUAUGCGUCUUAGAUGUGGUAAUUGUAGGGUUUUUGCUUUUGUAUAACCAUAAGGAACAAUACACACGCUCAUGUUUUAGGUACUGUUGUACAACUACUAUGAAGACAAGGAGUAUCUGGUGAUAUUUAGCUUGUUUGAAUAACUGUCCAACUUUGUACUAUGUUCAACUAUACUCUGUAGUUCUUUAGACCCUGGACUCUUUAACGAUUUGCACUUACAGUAUGUAUUUAAUUACAAGAAUAAGAAAAAUAAAUGUACCUUGAUGUA
Toxotes jaculatrix (banded archerfish) is the source of this 3294-nucleotide messenger RNA. It is a transcript of the gene rtn1a, whose product is annotated as reticulon 1a. The transcript is spliced from 9 exons. Bases 261 to 2477 code for a protein of 738 amino acids. NCBI's taxonomy places the organism in Eukaryota, Metazoa, Chordata, Actinopteri, Toxotidae. The record is from RefSeq and is a predicted model, not a curated record. Gene Ontology annotation, cellular component: neuron projection; postsynaptic density. Gene Ontology annotation, biological process: brain development; endoplasmic reticulum tubular network formation; neuron differentiation.